Molecule: messenger RNA, 929 nt
Organism: Aspergillus caelatus
Lineage: Eukaryota; Fungi; Ascomycota; Eurotiomycetes; Eurotiales; Aspergillaceae
Product: D-aminoacyl-tRNA deacylase
Exons: 6
Coding region: 233-772 (179 amino acids)
Biological process (GO): tRNA metabolic process
Cellular component (GO): cytoplasm
Molecular function (GO): D-tyrosyl-tRNA(Tyr) deacylase activity
Source: RefSeq, a predicted model, not a curated record
CCGAUCAUCUGCCUUUCGUUACUCCUCCUUCUUGACCGAUCAUUUUGCCUCAAGUUUCUAUAAGAAUACCCGAGUACUUUGUUUCACCUCGCAUAUGCGAGUUAGUGAUCUUCUAGUCGCCGACCUUGAACUUACUUGUGUUGUGAAUUCCCAUGUUUAUUCGCACUCCUUAUAACCCUCUUUAUUCCACUUGCGACAAAUUUCAUGUGCCUAUUAGUCAGAUAAUCUCAUUAUGAAGGCGGUUAUACAGCGAGUCAAAUCCGCGUCGGUUACAGUCGAUGGCCAGCUAGUCUCUAAAAUCGGUAGAGGUCUGCUCGUUUUGGCAGGUGUUGGCAAGGGGGACACAGAGAAGGAUGCAGAUACGUUAAUCCAGCGGAUACUGAAAGCCAAGUUGUUCCCAGGCGAUGAAGAUAAGCAGUGGAAGCGAAAUGUUCAGGAUAUUGAAGGAGAGAUUCUCUGCGUGUCACAAUUUACACUCUAUGGCCAAUUGAAAAAGGGCAAGCAACCAGACUUCCACGACGCCGCUGACGUGGAGACUGCUCGCAAACUGUACGACUACUUCUUUCGACGACUGGGGGAAGCCUACAAGCCCGAACGGGUAAAGAACGGUAUCUUCCAGGCGAUGAUGGAGGUCGAAUUGAAGAACGAUGGGCCGGUUACGAUCGAGAUCAACACACAGUUGCCGAAGAAGGAGAAAACGGAUAAGGAAGAGCCGUCGCAACCGGUUCAGAAGAAUAUCGAAAUUAAUCUACCUCCUGAGUUGUUACAAUAAUGGCUAUAUUUCCUUAUUAUGUAUAUGGCACCUUUCUUUCUUGUUUAUUCCAAUUGUCUUUCAUUUGAUUUGAUUUUUUAUACCCUGGGUUGGUACAUAGAUUGGAUAGAACUUUGGGAGGGAGAUUAAUGAAUGCCAUUAAUGAUCCUGAGAUCCA